AUGACUGUGAACGUAGAACUCUUUUCUCUGACAUAUGGUUCCCUUGUCCGUUCCAUUGUCGCCGAAACAAAUAACAUCAGUGACGCAAAUAACAAGCUCAGCAAAAUCGGUGUAAAUAUUGGCAACAGAAUUACUGACGAAUUUGUCGUUCAUGCGGAUAAAUGCCGUUUCAAAUCUCUUAAAGAGGCUUGCGAUAUGCUUGCUGACUACUCAUUCAAGACAUAUCUCGGAAUUAAUGCUGUUGUUAAAGAACCAUCAGAAACUCGUUGUGUUAUUAGCUUUUCUGAUAACCCAAUCACACGCUAUGUUAUUCUUCCACCUGAAUACCAAGGUUUAAUCUAUCUUAAUCCAUUACUUAGUGCUAUUAAGACAUCUCUUGGUCUUCUUCACUAUAAUGUCGAAGUCAAUUUGAUCAGCGACAUGCUCCAUGGAAAGCAGAGCAACGAUAUUGAGAUUAAGUUAAUCGAAAUUAUGGAUGACUUACCACCGGGUGAAUAUAUUUAA
This is a messenger RNA of Trichomonas vaginalis G3, 504 nucleotides long. RefSeq names its product Golgi vesicle transport. The transcript has a single exon. The coding region runs from base 1 to 504 and encodes 167 amino acids. Gene Ontology annotation, biological process: intra-Golgi vesicle-mediated transport; endoplasmic reticulum to Golgi vesicle-mediated transport. Gene Ontology annotation, cellular component: cis-Golgi network membrane; cytosol; TRAPP complex. The record is from RefSeq and is a predicted model, not a curated record. NCBI's taxonomy places the organism in Eukaryota, Parabasalia, Trichomonadida, Trichomonadidae.